This is a messenger RNA of Euleptes europaea (tarantolino), 627 nucleotides long. It is a transcript of the gene MXD3, whose product is annotated as MAX dimerization protein 3. Gene Ontology annotation, molecular function: protein dimerization activity; DNA-binding transcription factor activity, RNA polymerase II-specific; RNA polymerase II cis-regulatory region sequence-specific DNA binding. The record is from RefSeq and is a predicted model, not a curated record. Bases 4 to 612 code for a protein of 202 amino acids. Gene Ontology annotation, biological process: regulation of transcription by RNA polymerase II. Lineage: Eukaryota; Metazoa; Chordata; Lepidosauria; Squamata; Sphaerodactylidae. The transcript is spliced from 6 exons.
GCCAUGGAGCUCAUCGCUGGCAACAUUCAGGUGCUGCUGCAGGCGGCGGAGUUCUUGGAACGCAGGGAGAGAGAAGCAGAACAUGGCUACGCCUCUCUUGCGCCUUACCGUGGAGAAGGCACAAUAGGGUCCCAAAAGAGGCUGAAGCCUCGAAAGGCCUUGAAAAAUGUCAGGUCUAUGCACAACGAGCUGGAGAAGCACAGGAGGGCCCAGUUGCGGCAGUGUUUGGAGCAGCUGAAGCAGCAAGUCCCCCUGAACUCAGUGCAUUCUCGGUCGACAACCCUCAGUCUCUUGCACCAAGCCAGAUUGCACAUUAAGAAGCUGGAAGAGCAAGAGCAGAAGGCCCAGCAGCUGAAGGAGAGACUACAGUGUGAGCAGCAGAUCUUGCACCAGAGGCUGCAGGUGUUGAUCGGUCAUUCCAGUGCCGAAAGGCUGCGCGUCGACAGCCUGGGCUGCUCUCAGCUCUCCUCUGAACGCUCUGACUCGGACCAAGAAGAUGCAGAAGUGGACGUUGAGGGCCUGGAAUUCGGUAGCAUUGAAGAUGCUGUGAUGGCUUCUUUCAGCACUGGGCGAGAGCACAGCUACUCUAAUGCCAGCAACUUCUGGUUAUGACGUACAGAACUCCAC